This is a messenger RNA of Ricinus communis (castor bean), 3036 nucleotides long. Its product is annotated as disease resistance protein SUMM2. Gene Ontology annotation, molecular function: ATP hydrolysis activity; ADP binding; protein binding. The coding region runs from base 155 to 2887 and encodes 910 amino acids. The transcript has a single exon. Lineage: Eukaryota; Viridiplantae; Streptophyta; Magnoliopsida; Malpighiales; Euphorbiaceae. The record is from RefSeq and is a predicted model, not a curated record.
CCCCAAUUAUUCGAAGAGAGGAGUUUUCAAUCUUUAAAAAAGGGCAAAGUCAGCUUUUCACCGAAAAACAUAAUGUGUUCUUUCAUCUCUCAUUUCUCUUGUGUUCGUUUUUCCUUCAGCAAUAUCCUACUGUUAUUUAGCAACUCCUAGAGCUAUGGAAUUGGUGAGUCCAAUCUUGGAUAUUGGGAGAUGUUUGUGGCAAUCAGCUUCAACACGCGCAGCCUUCUUGCUUCACUUGGAAAAAAAUUCGGAUUCCUUAGAAAUUGCGAUCGAUCAACUGAAGAACCUAAGAGACGAUGUAAUCACAAGGGUUGAAGAACAAGAAGAUAAACAGCAGAUGGAGCGUACAAAACGAGUGUCAGACUGGCUUGCUAAAGUAGAACAAAUGGAAGCACAAGUGACUAAAGUUUUACAACAGGGCAAAGAAGUAGUUGGAAAGAAAUGUCUUCUAUUUUGUUGCCCCAGGAACUGCAGGGCAAGCUACAAGCUGGGAAAGAAAGUAAGCAAGAUGAUCGGCGAAGUGGAUAAACUAAAGAAACCAGGGGAUUUUGAUGUUUUGGCUUACAGAUUGCCUCGUGCUCCUGUUGAUGAGAUGCCUAUGGAAAAGACAGUAGGUUUGGAUUCAAUGUUUGAAAAGGUUUGGAGAAGCAUUGAAGACAAGAGUUCAGGAAUUAUUGGGUUGUAUGGAUUAGGGGGUGUGGGAAAAACAACUCUCCUGAAAAAAAUUAACAACCAGUUCUCAAACACUACCCAUGAUUUUGAUGUUGUAAUUUGGGUUGCUGUAUCCAAGCAAAUAAAUGUAGAAAAUAUCCAAGAAGUCAUCAGGAACAAAUUGGAGAUCGGAAAUAGCAUUUGGAUAAACAGAAGUGAUGAACUUGAGAGAGCUAUAGAAAUAUAUAGAGUCUUGAGAAGAAAGAAAUUUGUGUUGCUGUUGGAUGAUGUAUGGGAAAGAUUAGAUCUUUCAAAAGUGGGAGUUCCUUUUCCAGGCAAUAAUAAUGAGUCGAGAGUGAUAUUCACAACUCGAUCAGAGGAGGUUUGUGGAUACAUGGAAGCUGACAGAAGGUUCAGAGUGGAGUGUUUGGCAGAACAAGAUGCCUUGAAUUUGUUUCAAAAGAUGGUCGGUGAAGACACUCUAAGUUCUCAUCAAGAAAUCCCUCAGUUGGCACAAAUUGUUGCUAAAAAAUGCCAAGGCUUGCCACUAGCUCUUAUAACAACUGGUCGAGCUAUGGCUAGUAGAAAGAAACCACAGGAGUGGAAGUAUGCAAUGAAGGCAUUGCAAAGCUAUCCUUCAAAGUUCUCAGGUAUGGAGGAUCAUGUCUUUCCAAUUCUUAAGUUUAGUUAUGAUAGCUUGAAUGACGAAACCGUGAAAACAUGUUUCCUAUAUUGUUCUCUAUUUCCUGAAGAUCACAUUAUUCUAAAAGAGGAACUUAUUAACCUUUGGAUUGGAGAGGGGUUUUUAGACAAAUUUGAUGACAUACAUGAUGCUAGGAUUGAAGGAGAGUAUAUAAUUGGAAGCUUGAAGCUCGCAGGCCUACUAGAGGGUGAUGAACUAGAAGAGCAUCUGGGUGUAUCAACAGAGUGUGUUUGGUUGCAUGAUGUGAUUCGCGAUAUGGCUUUGUGGUUAGCUUGUGAACAUGGGAAGGAGACCAAAAUUUUAGUGAGAGAUCAACCUGGACGGAUCAAUUUAGAUCAGAAUCAAGUUAAAGAAGUGGAGAAGAUAUCAAUGUGGAGUCAUCAUGUCAAUGUAAUCGAAGGUUUUCUAAUUUUUCCCAACCUUCAAACUCUAAUUUUGAGGAAUUCUCGUUUGAUCUCCAUUCCAAGUGAAGUCAUACUAUGUGUUCCAGGGCUGAAAGUGUUGGACUUAUCAAGUAACCAUGGAUUGGCUGAAUUGCCCGAGGGAAUUGGAAAAUUAAUCAAUUUGCAUUAUCUUAAUCUCUCUUGGACAGCAAUAAAAGAGAUGUCAACUGAAAUCAAGAAGUUGACAAAACUGAGAUGCUUAGUGUUGGAUAAUACAAAAUACCUUCAACUUAUUGCAAAGGAAGUAAUUUCAAGUCUUAUCUCUUUGCAACGUUUUAGCAAGCUAGCCACAAUUGAUUUUCUCUAUAAUGAGUUCCUCAAUGAAGUAGCUUUACUUGAUGAGCUACAGAGCCUGAAAAACCUGAAUGACUUGAGCAUUAACUUGUCUACUUCAGAUUCAGUUGAAAAGUUUUUCAACUCCCCAAUAUUACAAGGGUGCAUUAGAGAACUAACUCUAGUGGAGUGUUCAGAAAUGACAUCUCUCGAUAUAUCACUUUCCUCAAUGACAAGAAUGAAGCAUCUAGAGAAGCUAGAACUAAGGUUCUGCCAGUCUAUAUCAGAGUUAAGAGUGCGUCCAUGUCUUAUCAGAAAGGCUAAUCCAUCCUUCAGCAGCCUACGCUUUCUGCACAUUGGGUUGUGUCCAAUCAGAGAUUUGACAUGGCUCAUUUAUGCUCCAAAGCUUGAGACUUUGGAGUUAGUUAACUGUGACUCAGUGAAUGAAGUGAUCAAUGCCAAUUGCGGGAAUGUAAAAGUUGAAGCAGACCACAACAUUUUCUCAAACCUUACAAAGUUGUAUUUGGUAAAGCUACCAAAUCUACAUUGUAUCUUCCAUCGAGCUUUAUCAUUUCCUUCCCUUGAAAAGAUGCAUGUGUCGGAGUGUCCAAAGCUAAGGAAGCUUCCAUUUGAUUCAAAUUCGAACAACACCUUGAAUGUUAUCAAAGGAGAGAGGAGCUGGUGGGAUGGACUGCAAUGGGACAAUGAGGGUUUAAAGGAUCUUCUCAGUUCAAAAUUCGUCGAGGAAUAUUAUACCAUCACUGACUCUUUGAUUUCAUACCUCCGGGAGGAGCUACCAAUGCUGUUUUCAGAUUGAGAUUCUAAAUUCUGGCCCUUUUUAAAUUUCUUCUUUUUCUUUUCAUUCUUCUUUCGACAGCUUGUAAUAAUGUUGCACUUUACCUCAUGUUGAACUGCUAUACCAAUUGCUGCGAGUGGUCAAUAUCUUAAUACUUUAUUUUUGAUUCA